Messenger RNA from Phialemonium atrogriseum, 637 nucleotides. RefSeq lists its product as uncharacterized. The transcript has 2 exons. NCBI's taxonomy places the organism in Eukaryota, Fungi, Ascomycota, Sordariomycetes, Cephalothecales, Cephalothecaceae. The record is from RefSeq and is a predicted model, not a curated record. The coding region runs from base 169 to 363 and encodes 64 amino acids.
GUACUUGCUUUACUUUGCUUUGCAAGUGUGAUCUCGCCAGUCGCGCCAUCAAUCCUUUUUCAUCGCGGACAUACACACAGAUACAUCUUCUCUAUCAACCAAGCAGCCUAAAUAUUCUCGCCGUCUCCAUUCAGAACUUUUAGCGUUCCCAACUCUCAGUCCGUCACCAUGCUUUCCGCAAAAGAAAUCGCAUCGAAAAAGGCGCAGGUCUUUGCACAGCUUACUGCGGGGGGUACGAACGCACAGAUGAAGGAGUGGUAUCAAGAGUAUAAAAAGCUCGACGAUGAAUUCAAGGCGGCCCAAGGCCACGCAGACGACAGAGCCGAAGACCACGGCCAAGGACCCGCAGAGAACAGCACCUAGAGAGCCCUCUUGCCACAGUAACCCCGAUGACACUUAACGUUAAACUAAAUUUCGGCGUGGUGGCAACGACAGGGUGAUGUCAGUUGGGGCAGGCUAGGGUGCAGGCAUGCUGACUCUUUCUUGUCUUGAUUUGCAGUCGACCUCGCGGUCAAAGCAGGCGGUACCUGGAGCCUCGGGUCAACGAACAAAAUAAGUCUCGGUUGCCGUUUUGGUAGGUGACGAGGAUGUCGCAGGAUGUCGCAGAGUUCCGUGUCAUUCUUCUCGGAUAUAUCGU